Messenger RNA from Rotaria sordida, 237 nucleotides. The record is from the annotation of a GenBank genome assembly. Lineage: Eukaryota; Metazoa; Rotifera; Eurotatoria; Philodinida; Philodinidae.
AUGACAGAUAAAUCACAUCUCAUAUGGCAAAUUUUUGAAGCUAUUCAAAGUAAUGAUAAUGGUCAAAUUCUAUGGAAUUUACUUGAUCAAAUAAGAACAACAUCAGAUGAUGGUAUAGUUUAUAUGACAUAUGGAAAUGAAACACCGCAAUCAUUAGCAGAAAAACUUCAUCGACAACAUCUAUUCAAAUUAAUUCAACUUCAUCACAAAUUAACUUAUCUUCGAGCACAAUUUUAA